Pollicipes pollicipes is the source of this 982-nucleotide messenger RNA. RefSeq lists its product as uncharacterized. The record is from RefSeq and is a predicted model, not a curated record. NCBI's taxonomy places the organism in Eukaryota, Metazoa, Arthropoda, Thecostraca, Pollicipedomorpha, Pollicipedidae.
GUCCUAUAUUUGAGGCACCCAGCAGAUCAUGGAUGUACCUGGAUCCAGUUUAUGCAAUGGGGCGAGUCUGCAUUUUGACGACAUCUCAGUGGAGCCGGGAACUCGGGAUGCCGGGGAAGAGGACGAAGCUGAGACAGCGGAAGAGGAGGAACGACGAAAUCAAGAGCUCCAGAAUGUAUUGAAGGAUGCAUUUGAUGAUCUCAUUGAAGAUGAUGAUGAAGAUGAAGAUGGUACACUGAACCACACUGGUGACCCAAGUUUUCACCCAGAAAAAUAUCCCACCUCUACACCUUUUGUGGCUGAUAGAGAAAGGUCGCUGUUUGACGAGCUGGGCGGCCAGUACAACCUGCCGCGUAUGAGUGAUCCGGACGGCGGGUACGUCACGCACCCGGACGGAGACUACCCUCGCCACCCGGAUGGAGAUUACCAGCGCCACCCGGAUGGAGAUUAUCAGCGCCACCCGGACGGCGACUAUCCGUGCCACCCGGACGGCGACUACCCGCGCCACCCGGACGACUACCCGUGCCACCCGGACGGUGGCUACCGCCGGGACUCAGACGAGUACGAGCCGGAGCCGGUCGGCGCUUCUGACGCGUACGUGACGCUCCGGCCCGAGGAGACCAACAAGAGCCUGACCGAGAUGGUCAACACUCCGCGCCAGUACCUGGACACGUCUGGCACGGACACCUCGGCCGCCCACUACCGGCACUGUUACACCAGUCCACGUAACGAGCUGGCGACGUCGGGCGACGCCGCCGACGAAGACGCCAGCAGCGGCAACAUGAUCGAGAUGGGUCUGAAGGCCCACGAGGCCGACUGGGGCGGGGACCGGCCAGAGCGGCUGGACCCCGGCAAGUACGUGGCCAACAAGCAGAAGGACUACAUACUGGCGCGCUCGUCUCGGGACCAGCUGGAGACGCUGUACGAGGCGCGGGGUCACGAGAUCGGCCGGCUGCGGGCCGAGGCGGAGCGGGUACCAUGA